AUGCAGGUAGAUGGUCUGCAUACGACUACUGGCCGCCAUCUUUUCGAGCGCCUCUACUCCCCCGAAUCCGGCACCAUCCAUGUUGACGGCCGAGACGUUGCCUAUGGUGACAUCUUAUUCCGAGAAUCCAUUGCAUAUGUACCACAACAGAGCGUUUUGUUCGAAGGAACUAUUCGCUUCAAUUUUGCCCUUGGCGCACGACCUGGCCACGAAGUUACCCAAGAGGAGUUGGAAGAAGCAUGUCAAUUAGCCAAUAUCCACGACGUAAUUGCGCAACUUCCCGACGGAUACGAUACACACUGCGGGCCAAAUGGUGAUCGUCUGUCUGGAGGCCAGAAGCAGCGAAUGGCUAUCGCGCGGGCGCUGAUCCGAAAGCCGAAGCUGUUGCUCCUAGAGGCUUCGACCAGUGCUUUGGAUGCAGAGUCUGAGCGAUUACUUCAGGAUGGAUUGGAAAAGGCAACCAGAAACGUGACCGUUAUAGCGAUUGCACAUCGUUUGUAUACGAUCCGUAAGGCGGAUGUUAUUUUCUUGAUUGAGGAUGGGCGUUGUGUUGAGCAAGGCACUCACGCCCAGCUGAUCGAGCGGAGUGAGACUUACAGAGUCAAUGCCCUGAACCAGACAGUAGAUCGAUAA
This is a messenger RNA of Penicillium samsonianum, 633 nucleotides long. RefSeq lists its product as uncharacterized. Bases 1 to 633 code for a protein of 210 amino acids. Gene Ontology annotation, biological process: transmembrane transport. The transcript has a single exon. The record is from RefSeq and is a predicted model, not a curated record. Gene Ontology annotation, molecular function: ATP hydrolysis activity; ATP binding; ATPase-coupled transmembrane transporter activity. Lineage: Eukaryota; Fungi; Ascomycota; Eurotiomycetes; Eurotiales; Aspergillaceae.